Dermacentor albipictus is the source of this 5384-nucleotide messenger RNA. Its product is annotated as cationic amino acid transporter 2-like. Gene Ontology annotation, molecular function: L-arginine transmembrane transporter activity; L-lysine transmembrane transporter activity; L-ornithine transmembrane transporter activity. The record is from RefSeq and is a predicted model, not a curated record. NCBI's taxonomy places the organism in Eukaryota, Metazoa, Arthropoda, Arachnida, Ixodida, Ixodidae. Gene Ontology annotation, biological process: L-arginine import across plasma membrane; L-ornithine transmembrane transport. Gene Ontology annotation, cellular component: plasma membrane.
GUGCGCCGUUCGAAGAGCGAGCCCUCUGGUGGGACGGUGUGGAAACUUUCGUACCGAUAGCCACACGGUGGAGCAGCGGCGGCACGAACCUGGAAAAGAGCGCAUGAGCCGCGGAAAGAUGCCAGAGUGAACUUUGCCUUUGCCUGCGCGGCUGGAGCGACUAUAAUGCAGCCUCACGAACAAAACGCUGCGGUCCAUCAAGACACCGGUGCACGCGACGGAAACAUGGCCACCCCCGAAAACAGCGAAGUUGCAAGUGAAGGCAGCAAGUCAUCAGACAUGGCUGAUAGCGGGAAAUCGUUCCUGUCCGCCCUAAUUCGGCGGAAAAGGGUCGGUGUUGACGUUGCCGAGGCUUCGCAGCUCAAUCGGUGUCUCUCCACAUUUGACCUGACCCUGCUUGGUGUCGGGGGUACCCUAGGCCUGGGCAUCUAUGUCCUGGCCGGACAAGUGGCCAGCACCAAGGCCGGACCCUCUGUUGUCCUCUCAUUCCUUGUCGCCGCCGUCGCCUCCGUAUUCUCAGGCCUAUGCUAUGCAGAGUUUGGAUCGCGCGUCCCUCGGGCAGGGUCAGCAUACAUCUACAGUUACGUUACGGUAGGGGAGCUCAUGGCAUUCAUCAUUGGAUGGAACCUCAUCCUUGAGUACAUAAUCGGUACGGCGUCAGUGGCAAGAGGUUACAGCGGAUACCUGGACAGCCUGCUGAACCACACCAUUGAGACGCACAUGCGGCAGUGGAUGCCCAUCAGCGUCAGCUGGCUUUCGUCGUACCCAGACUUGUUUGCUCUGGGCAUCACCCUCUUUCUGGCCAUGAUGCUGGCCAUUGGGGUGAAGGAGUCGACUCGCUUCAACAAUCUCUUCACGGGCCUCAAUUUGCUGGUGGUGGUUUUUGUGGUCAUUGCUGGCUCUUUCAAAGCCGACAUCGCCAACUGGCAGCUCAAGCCAAGUGACGUUCCCAGUGGUCAUGGCAAGGGAGGCUUCUUUCCAUACGGUGUGGGUGGUGUACUCAACGGGGCUGCCUCGUGUUUCUACGGCUUUGUAGGUUUUGACGUAAUUGCUACGAUGGGUGAGGAGGUCCGGAAUCCCCGACGGGCCAUCCCCAUUGGCAUAGUCCUCUCACUCAGCAUCGUGUUCCUGGCGUACGUUGGCGUCUCCAUCAUCGAGACGCUCCUGUGGCCAUAUUAUGCGCAGGACGUGUCCGCACCGCUGCCCUUUGUCUUUCAGCAGGUUGGCUGGUCAGUGGCCAAGUGGAUCGUCUCCAUUGGGGCUCUGACUGGGCUUUCCACAAGUCUUUUGGGCGGCAUGUUCCCUUUGCCACGUGUCCUCUACGCCAUGGGCUCGGAUGGACUCAUCUUCCGCUUCCUGGCCAUCGUGCACCCACGCUUCAAGACGCCCCUGAUCGCCACUGCUGUGUCAGGCGUAUUUGCCGGCGUGAUGGCGAUGAUAUUUAACGUGCAAGAGCUGGCCAACAUGAUGUCAAUUGGAACGCUGCUGGCCUACAGCUUGGUGGCAAUCUCUGUGCUCAUGCUGAGAUAUGAACCUCUGAGCCCCCAAUCCAUCGCAUCUGCUGAACCAUCCCUUUCAGUGUCCAUCUCCAAUAGGAGACGAAUGUAUGACGUCACACGUCCAUCUGAUGGUGAUGCUGAUGCGGCCGACUCUAGGAAGCGGGCUGAUGACCAGAAGGCGCGAAGCAUCAUAACUACGCUUUUUAACCUUGACGGCCUCCUCAGCCCUACGGAGGCCACAUCCUUCAUUGUCAAGAUUCUCACCCUAGUCGUCGGGACCCUGUUCAUGGCGCUAACAGCACUGCUGGUGUUUGCCGAAGAUGAGGUGCUGUCCCUCACCACCUCUGCCCUGGUGCCUCUUGUACUCAUGUCGCUGGUGUCCAUUUUUUGCAUCGCCUGUAUCAUGAGGCAACCCAGCGCCAGCACAGAGACCCUUGCAUUUGCGGUUCCACUGGUGCCAAUAAUUCCAUUGUUCAACACGUUUGUCAACCUGUAUCUUAUGAUGCGUCUUCCCCUGGCCACCUGGGCUAGAUUUGGUAUCUGGAUGGCCGUGGGGAUGCUGAUCUACUUUGGCUACGGCAUCUGGAACAGCUCUCAGAGGAAAGCAUCGCCCCCGAUCCUGGACGAGGCUGCUGGCUCAGCCGAGUCGUCCAGUUCUGAUCACCACAGUGAAGACGAGGCUGCAAGUCCAUCAGCUGGGACUAGGCACUGACCAAAGCUUUUUGUUGCUGGCCCAACAGGACUUUUUGUUUCUACCCUAUUUUUAUUGCCCUGAAAACAAACUGUCACGUCAGCUUGGACAAUGACUCUUCUGCACUCUUUAUCAGCCGACGUGCAAUGCCAAGAUGGCACUGUGAUAAGGCAGGCUGUGCCUGUGAUAACGUAUGUAACAGUGUGUGUUUAUCUAAGAGCUUUCCUUCUGUGCAUUGCAUAUUUUCGUACUUUUUGUGCGGCUGCAAGAAGUGUAGAGUACUCGGACUGCUAUUCACAUUUACGAAAAAUGAUGGCACUGUCUGCUAUCAGCAACAAUAUCUUCCUUUGGGAAGUGCGAUUACAGAGCCACAGUGCAGUUAAAUAAUUGAUGAAUGAAUUUUCGCUAGCGUGCUUUUAAGGCUAUAUUGCCUAUUUUAUUGUUCUUGUAUGCUUUGCAACAUUCACACUUGUGGCAUCUUAAAACCCUUGGGUCAUGCCAUGUGUCAGUGGUGUCUGAUGCAAUAGUGUAAUAAUUGCUCCAAAAAUUUGUGAGGCUUUUAAAAGGCACAUAAUGUAUCUUACUCUAUUGGAAUGACAUCUUGCAUACUGUUUGCUUGUUUGCUGGAUAUUUGUUUGCUGCCACCCCAGGCGCACAUGUACAAAUAUCUCGCUGUUGAAGAUUUGGUGGCCCAGUAUGCGCCGUCUUCCCAUUUGGAGUGGCACUUGGCUUCUUUUAAGCAUAUUAACUUGUCUAGUCUUAACUGUGUCUACCACGUCAAAUCUUAACUACGCAGAGAAUCUGACUUUAGGGCAUUCGUGCUUCUAUAAUUGCUCUUGACUUGAGUGUUACGUGGCUACUUGCGAACAUUGUUUUUUGAAAUUGGUUCAUGUGCAUUGACCACAGCAUUAGAAAUUGCUGGGGAACUUCUUUAACUUCCUCAAUGUACCUUUUACUGCAGGUAAGGCAAAGAUUCGUCAUUCCAUACUAUUUGUUUUAAUGCAAUCAUGCUUAUACAUUGAUUGCUUUCUGACCAGCAUCAUGUAGCAUUUUUACUAGCAUGAUAUAUGUACUUAACUUUCAAAUGCAUCAUUGUAAAUGUAGGUGUAUUGUUUAUAUGGGGUAAAAUUCCCAACAAGCUUUACCAUAGGCCAAAGAUAAAAAGCAUUUAAACAAGUCCAUUCGAUGCACAUUUAAUACAGGCAUAGCACGCUUAUGAAUGAAAGGAUUAUUGACAUUUAGCAAGUGUAUAGCACACUGAGGGUGGAUGACUGGAGAGCGUGCUUAGCCAAAGCUUCUCGUAACAUUGUCAGACCUAGCACCACUGCAGGCUAUUGAAAGCCACAAGUGGUGAUCACAGAACCCUACUGCAUUGUGUGCACAGAAAUUUAUGAUUAUGCUAUAUAGCAUAAAGGCUACGGGACCAUAUUAUUAAUUCAAUGGGUGAUUGUCAAGUCAAAUGUCGUCUGCGAUUUUGAGUCGCCUACUGCUGUGUUUGAAUAAACCCAAUUUAGCGAGUUGGACUGUAGCACCAGUGAAAGACUCUGUGAUCCUAAAUCAUCUUCCAUACUACAUGGCCCACUGGGUUUUCAAACCGACGCAACUCUGCAACUUGACAUGUUAAUAUGCAUGUCCUUAACUGAAUAGCUUGAUUGCAUUUUAAUUUACGCUUAAUUUACUGAGUAGCUAAAUCAAGUGACGCAACACAACGCUGUAAUGAAAACAGGUUUGAUUGAUGACACUUGGCAACAAGGUCAUCAUCAUAGCACCAAGCUUCAGUGUUGCCAUUGUAUAAGCAAAAGAGAUAUAGAUGUGUAUAUAUAAAAAAAUUUUCUAUGAUCCAUUUGUGGAGUGCAAAUAUCAUGCAUGUAAAUGUGGCCUACCGCGCGUGUAGUGUCAUCAUUCAGUAAAGCUGGCUCGAGUUCUGUUUUUAUCAGUUACAUGCGUGAGACCAUUGCGUAGAUAGAGCUUUGUGUGUAGGCAGGUUGUCUGUAGCUCAAGAACCUUGCAUGCAGCGUGGUGUGCUGUGACGCGAUUAAGGCAUAUUUUAUUCGUGAGAGCUUGUGCUUCAUUAUUUUGCAUGGUAUGUGCAUGCAUUCAUUGCGCCAAGUGACCACGUGAUGGGUGCUCAGGUGACAUCCAGGGCAUUGUUUCCAGUUGCACAAUUUCUGAAGGGUUGCCGAGAACGAAUUCCCACUGCAUACGGACAACAUCGAGGGUCAUGCAUGUGUAGUGAACACUGUGUAAACAGCAGUGCCUUGUUUUAAGGGCUGACUCUAUGUGCAUUGCUGUCUUUCUUCCAGAAUUUUACGUUUUAUACUUUUUUCUGGUGCUGUUUAUUUCUGGCAAAAAAGUUCUGGGGGAUCGCUUUUGCGUAUUGGAGUAAAUGCAGCAAGCAUAACGUCAACGGCUGCUGCAGGGUUGGCAGGCAAAUUUGCCAGUGUGAGCAAUCCUGAUGCCCGUGGUUAGAGAGCCAUGCACGUGACCAUAGCUGGAAUGUGCGACAUCAUGGCUCGACUGCGGUGCUCGAGUACUAGUUGCUUUGUCAAGUUGGUCUUGCGUAUGCUGCAGAGUAUACAUGUGCAAAAAGCUCCAACUAUAUAUGCAAAAGCUUGCUGUUUGUGAAUUAUUUCCCUGUGAGUUGGCAUAAAAAGGUAUGUGGUUCCCCUAGCCAGUUCUUUUUCCCACAUGUUUUACGUAGGCACCACUUUAUGGUCACUUUUUCUCUGGGUACUCAAACAGCUUUUUGCUGUUAUUUUGUGGUGCAUUUUAUUGUUGACCACUGGCAUGAAGUUUUUUUUUUUACUGCUCGGAGUGCAGCUCAUUUCAAUUGUUCAUUGUCUUUUCAUUCUAUGGUUCCCAUUGAACAAAUCUAGAAACGGACCAAAGCUGCUCCGCCAUGUAUGGCGACUGUGCUUCCCAAUUUAUAUAUGACUGUGUUCCCCCAACUACAGCAUUACGUGGUGUGUACAUGUGUUGGGGAAGCUUGUCAAAUUUUAGAUGUGCUUCCAUACUUUGCACAUACAUUCUGCCUCAUAAUGCAAUGCAGCGUUUUGUUGUGUCUUCGGGGACCAUUCCUUGGAUGUGACCACCAGCAAACACUGUUGCAAUUUAUGUGUUUUCAGACAAGUGUUUUAUUGUACAGUUGUAAAUAAAGUGCCGCUGGCCGAGUGUGCCAGCACUUGAGCCUUGUG